Exophiala bonariae is the source of this 2394-nucleotide messenger RNA. RefSeq lists its product as uncharacterized. Gene Ontology annotation, biological process: transmembrane transport; metal ion transport. Gene Ontology annotation, molecular function: metal ion transmembrane transporter activity; protein binding. The record is from RefSeq and is a predicted model, not a curated record. Gene Ontology annotation, cellular component: membrane. Bases 1 to 2394 code for a protein of 797 amino acids. NCBI's taxonomy places the organism in Eukaryota, Fungi, Ascomycota, Eurotiomycetes, Chaetothyriales, Herpotrichiellaceae. The transcript has 6 exons.
AUGCCGAACUCGUCGAGCUCACCCAAUCCAGCUGGGGCUGUACCCUGCCGAGCUGGACAAAACCCUCAGACAGAAACUGAGCUAAACCAAGGGCCACGGCAGUCACAUGAGCAGGCAGCAGCAGACCCAACCGGCGGUGCUAGAGAUCAAAGAAUCUCACAGGACGGAUCUCUUGCAGGGAUUCCGAGGGACGAUUCCGUCCUGCCUGAGAUUUCAGAAACUCAGACGUUGGGUGAUAAUGCUCUCGGCUUGCCUACGGCCCCUGACUGUGUCAAGACUUCUGAAGAUGUUGUAACUAGCGUUGAAUCUGCGAGGCUGUCCCCUCGAGAGUCUGCUUGUGGCGAAAAUGGUCAUCCUCUCCCUCCUGAAUGGGAACGUAGGAUCUACUACCUGGACCCAGCCCGAUACAUCCUUCGUAACAAUAAACAUGGCGAACAGUUCUACUAUAAUUCAGCCUCGCAAGAACGAUCUUGGCAGAUGCCAGGAUACCCGAGAACACUGAGCAAAGAGGAUCCACCACUGCCGCCUGGCUGGCAGAUUUGGGAAACCAUACAAGGAGAGCAAAAGAGAAUGUUUUACUAUGAUCAAAAUUUGAAGCUCCAGACCUGGGAUCGUCCACAAUCUACCCGGAAAGGAAUCCAUCCCGACGUCACAGCUGAUGAUGGACUACCCGGCACCGAUCAACCUGUGAAAGUGAGCUGGGAAUGCUGGAAGACACAGGACCAACGACAAUACUUUGUACACACGCCCACAGGAAUAAAGACAUGGUUCAUGCCUAUUGCGGAUACCGUCCAAACAGAGUUGGACAAGGAGGAAAUCAAUAUCGAAAACUCCCCCACCAUUCGUCUUGCAAAGAUUCCUGCUGCUGCAUGGCGAGAUCAUGCGAACUAUACAAGAGAUCGUGACGGAGAAUAUCUACCACGUUUCUGGGAACGCAGGCCAGUCUGGUACAGCAGCUCCAGGAGGUCGGAAUAUUACAUUGAUCACAUCAAUAGGCGCUCGCAAUGGAGUCUACCUCGUGAGACCGAUGGCACCGUAAAGGCAGUCAAAAUGAAAUUGGCGACGGAGAAAAUUUGGAUGCAUACCGGCUCCUUUAUCAGUAUGUCCAUGAAGAUUGAUUUCCGCUCUUAUUUCAAAGCUGUGAGUGAUUGGAUCGAGCUUCUUGAUCUCGCACAAUCGAUAGUCGACAGCGAUCUGGAGUCCACUGACGCAGAGUUCGUUGAGGGCUUUGGAAGUAGUGUCAAAGGAGGAAUCAGUUCCUUUCGAAAUCCUUAUGGAUAUGGCUAUGCAUCGUAUAAAUUUGGUUUGGACUCCGCUGCAUUCGCUAGCGUCAUACGGUUUUACACCGGCAGCGAAGAGCAAGGAAAGGGUACACCUGCUGCCCCCAGACAUGCAGGAUACGGGGUCUUGGCACUGCGUUUGAAAUCUUCUCUGAUUCUCAUUGCCCAAGGACGAAACUUCAAUUUUGCUUGGAGGAAUGCUGUUAUCUUCCCGUUGGUCUUGGUGGUCCUACAGAAGGAACCCAUAGAAAGGGGCCGAGUUUCUUAUGAAGGCCAAAAUUUUCUGGAUUUGGUCUUUACACGCUGGAACGACUUCAUUUCAAAGUGCCCAGCAUCCAACGAGGUUGAGAGCGAGGCUGAGAGCGAGUUUGACCACCAAAGCGAACCAGAGUCGAAACCGGGCCGUUUCAACCCGGCGUCUGUAACGAGAGAAAAGGCCUUCUUUCUGGCUCGCCUUUGGCUGGAAAGGCAUUGGGCAACUUCUCUUUUCCAACAAGUCUAUUUAUCACAUGAGUCUCGCGACUAUAUCUAUUGGGACGAUUUGCCACAGGCGAUAUUGGAUCUCAAGGCUGGGAGGAAUAAUGUUUUUUCCUGGCUUCAUGCCUGUGGAUUUGCCCUGAAUGACGACCCUGGACCUGAGCAACGUCGUUUUGAGUUGUUAUUCAAGCAAGCCUCUGAAGAAGCAGCGAGUCUACGUGAAGCUGUUGAUCUGCGGAAUGCGCAAAAGACCUUGGAAGCUACAUCCGUGAGCAUUGAGGAAUCAAGGAGGGGCAUCGCCGAAGCACACACUAUAGGGCGCAUAACUCACCUUGCAUAUGUUUUUCUUCCGCUUACAUUCAUCACGGGCGUGUUCGGCAUGAACAUCCAGCCCUUCGAAGGAGGUGCACAGAUGUGGAAAUCUUGGGUCACCCUGUUCUGCGUCCUCAUUCCAUCAUGGGCUUUCGGUCUGUGGACAGCCAGAGGGGAAGUAAGACGACAGUUCAACAACGCGAAGAAAAGCCUUUGCCGUGCAGAAGCCAAAAGGAUACGGCUCAAGAGUAGCAGGCAAAAACGGAGCCUCGCGCCCCCUUUGACAGGAGAGACUGAAUCUGUCACCGUUGAGCAUGAGGUCUGA